CUUGGAGAGGAGGAUCCUCAGGGUAAGUGGAGGAGGACGGCACCAGAACCCGACUCCCACCCAGGUUGGACACUGUAAAGCUGGGGGCUCUAACCUGCUGGACGAGGACCCUGCGGAGCCCCGGCUAGGAUGAUGAGGCCUACAGGAAGCUGUGAGCCUGAUGGUGCAGCAGCAGCCUCCACUGGUGAAUGUGACAGAAGGUGAUAAUGUGUCCCUGUCCUGCGUGGUGACGCCAAGUCAGGCCUGGGAGAGGCUUCGAGUGCAGUGGACCCUGAACAACUCUGACCUUUGCCACAUGCUCAUCUCAAAUGGCAGCCUCAGAUCUGUGAGCUGUGAGUCUCGGAGACAGCUGUUCUGGGUGCCACCUGGGAACCUCACCCUGGGGCUAGACCGUGUGAGCCUCAAUGAGAGCGGGGACUACGUAUGCAAGGCCACUCUGGAGAUCCCCACAUUGCAGGAGGCUCAGGGCAACGGGACAAAAGUCAUAGUAGAAGAAGGUGACCUCCAGCUCAAAGAGACCUUCGUCCAGUCAGGGCUCCUGCUGGCGCUUUCGGUGGUUGGGGGUGUGGUGGCAGCCUUGGUGGUGCUAGGUGUUGUGUUGUGGGGCCUCAGCAGUUGUCACCGGGAGGAUUCAGAAAAUUCUUUGUACAGCAAUGUCCUCCACCGGCCCCGGGAGACGCCACACCGUCCCAAGGUCCGGCCUAAAGAGAAGGCGCCGGACCCGAGAACCCAGAUCGUCUAUUCCACUACCUUCCCCCAACCUGACCUAGGCCAACAAUUUCUGGUCCCCAAACCCAGCCCCAGGCCCAGGUCUGGCCACCCUGUCUCUGCUCGCUGAGCAUCUGCGAACCCUAGGGGGUAGGGACGGGCCACAUGCCAAGAGGGUUCCUUGAAGUCAAAAGAGGCAUUGGAGACUCUGGGAACCCACAGUGGACAAGGAUUGUCACUGUUUCUCUAAGGGGAGGGGACGUCCAACAGCCCAGGCUAAGAUUAAUCAUGGGACCCAAGGACUCUCAAUAAAGGCUGUUUUAAAUACAGUACAUGGUACCCAGGGCCUCAAAAAUGCUGA
Messenger RNA from Meriones unguiculatus (Mongolian gerbil), 1069 nucleotides. RefSeq names its product transmembrane and immunoglobulin domain containing 2 (gene Tmigd2). Gene Ontology annotation, biological process: B cell receptor signaling pathway; B cell differentiation. The record is from RefSeq and is a predicted model, not a curated record. Lineage: Eukaryota; Metazoa; Chordata; Mammalia; Rodentia; Muridae. Gene Ontology annotation, cellular component: external side of plasma membrane; B cell receptor complex. The transcript is spliced from 5 exons. Bases 161 to 838 code for a protein of 225 amino acids.